Brienomyrus brachyistius is the source of this 2201-nucleotide messenger RNA. RefSeq names its product phospholipase A and acyltransferase 1-like. Bases 146 to 604 code for a protein of 152 amino acids. Gene Ontology annotation, cellular component: cytoplasm. Lineage: Eukaryota; Metazoa; Chordata; Actinopteri; Osteoglossiformes; Mormyridae. Gene Ontology annotation, molecular function: A2-type glycerophospholipase activity; glycerophospholipid phospholipase A1 activity. The transcript has 4 exons. The record is from RefSeq and is a predicted model, not a curated record. Gene Ontology annotation, biological process: N-acylphosphatidylethanolamine metabolic process.
CUGUAAAGGGAUUAUUUCACCACAAGACUUCUUGACUCCAUAUCGAAAGGUUCUCUUCUUAAAGCUGAUAUUUUUGAGGGACGAAGUGGCGUGUUUCAUCAAAGAUUGAAGCUACAAAAAGAGUAACAAUCAGCUGCGGAGAUCAAUGGGUCUGGUCAAUGCACAUCCUCAGCUAUAUCCAGGAGACAUCAUUGAGUUUCCAAGGAACAAGUACUUUUCUCACUUCGGGGUGUAUUACGGAGAGAGAGAUGGAGUUCCUUAUGUCGCUCAUCUAACAUCGCGGGAUUCGGACUCCAAGCUCCUCCUCUUUGGAAGAGCCUUGAAGUCUACAGUGAAGUUAGACCCUGUUAACGUUGUGGGGAAAAAAUACAAAGUGAGGAACUACCUGGACGAAAAGCACCCACCGCGGGACUUUUACUUACUUGUCAAACCCGAGAUCGACGAGGCAAUUGGGAAACUGGUCACCUACGACAUCCUGUUCCACAACUCUGAGCACCAGGCCACCAUGUUUCGAUAUGGAGUCAAGAAGUCAGAGCAGAUUGAAAAGGUCUAUGCAAAAAUUGUCCCAACCUGGAAAUCACUCUUCGAGAAGAAAAAAAUGUGAGUUAAGGAUAACUUGUGUUUAUUUGUUUUAAUGUUAUUAUUAUUUUUAUUUAGACUUGGCGAGUCAUUAUUAUGUAUGGUUAGUAUAAAUAUCAAUGUACAGUUGCAAGAAAAAGUAUGUGAACCCUUUGGAAUUAUAGGGAUUCCUGCACAAAUUCGUCAUAAAAUGUGAUCAACAAUAGACAAACACAGUCUGCUUAAACUAAUACCACACAAAUAUGUUUUCAUGUUUUUAUUGAACACACCAAGUAAACAUUAACAGUGCAGGUGGAAAAAGUAUGUGAACCCUUGGAUUUAAUAACUGGUUGACCCUCCUUCGGCAGCAAUAACCUCAACCAAACGUUUUCUGUAGUUGCAGAUCAGACCUGCACAACGAUCAGGAGUAAUUCUUAACCAUUCCUCCUUACAGAACUGUUUCAGUUCAGCAAUAUUCUUGGGAUGUCUGGUGUGAAUCGCUUUCUUGCGGUCAUGCCACAGCAUCUCAACCGGGUUGAGGUCAGGACUCUCUCUGGACCACUCCAGAAGGCGUAUAUCCUUCUGUUGAAUCCAUUCUGUUGUUGAUUUAAUUCUACGCUUUGGGUCGUUGUCCUAUUACAUCACCCAUCUUCUGUUGAGCUUCAGUUGAUGGACAGAUGGCCUUAAGUUCUCCUGCAAAAGUCCUUGAUAAACCUGGGAAUUCAACAAUUCUUAAUCGUAGGUCUUCUGAGAGCUUCUGAGAGCUCUUUUGUGCAAAGCAUCGUUCAUGUUAGGCGAGGCUUCUUGAGAAAAGCAAACUCAAAAACGGUGUGUGUUUUUUAUAGGACAGGACAGCUUUAAGCAACACCUCCGAUCUCAUCUCAUUGAUUGGACACCAGGUUUUCCACCUGCACUGUGAAUGUUUACACAGUGUGUUCAAUGAAAACAUGAAGACAUAUAAUUAUUUGUGUGGUAUUAGUUUAUGCAGAUUGUGUUUGUCUAUUGUUGUGACUUACAGGAAGAUUAGAUCACAUUUUAUGACCAAUUUGUGCAAGAAUCCAUAUAAUUUCAAAGGGUUCACAUACUUUUUCUUGCAGCUGUAGUUAAUAUUAAUUUAAUAUACAGGAAAAUAGAAAAAACAAAAAUCAUUUUUGAUUUACUGGAACUAUUUGACACUUAGCAGCUGCAGAGAAAUCCUUUUACAGUUUCAGUUUCGUUUUAUCAUUGAAGUGUUUUUUCUCUUCAUUUCUUUUCAAUGCCUAUAUGCAGUUUCACUAAGCUUGCUGACUUUGUGGUACAUCAAUGCACAUUUAAUAACCAGUGUUAGUUUACUUUUGAUGUAAUAUAAACUCACGGUGUCUGUUUGAUGAUUUCAUUUUAGCCAAGGAACUUCAUUUGAAUAUCAAUAUAUCUGAUGUGCUUAUGUCUUAUACGGUCAGUUACUUAUUCCCACAUACAGAUACACAGACACAUAUUUAUAAUAGGGUAACUUUGUAUAGCAAUUAUAACAAAUUAAAUAAAAUGUACUAUGGAUAAUAUCUUGACCGAAACAUUGUAGCAGCCAUCUGCAGUUUUUUACUUCGUUUUCUCACUCAAUAUAUUUGCAACAAUUGUCAUAAAUAAACAUAAAGUAUGACAGUAAA